Messenger RNA from Siniperca chuatsi (mandarin fish), 4200 nucleotides. RefSeq names its product SPRY domain-containing protein 3-like. NCBI's taxonomy places the organism in Eukaryota, Metazoa, Chordata, Actinopteri, Centrarchiformes, Sinipercidae. Gene Ontology annotation, molecular function: protein binding. The record is from RefSeq and is a predicted model, not a curated record. The transcript is spliced from 11 exons. Bases 158 to 1393 code for a protein of 411 amino acids.
ACUACACACUGUCUCUCUGAUGUGAUUGGUUGAGGAGGCGGGACUUCCGACAGCGCAGGUUGGACAUAAAGUGACAGACUUCACCUCCUUAAAAUUGGAAGAAAAACCGAAGGACGACGCGUUACAAGUUUUAAAACAAUUGUAAUGCUUUUCAGACAUGGAUGACAUAAACCUUCAUUAUCGCUUUCUGAACUGGAGGAGGCGAAUUAGAGAAAUUCGUGAAGUGCGAGCGGUGCGAUACCGGGAGCGGCUCAAAAGGAUGCUGAGAGACGGAGACAUACUCAGGUAUCAUGGGAAUUCAGAUGAAGUUGGAUGUUUUGUGGCGGCCAGGCCGUUGUCGAGAAGAAAUCGCUAUUAUGAAGUGACCAUCAUCGAUACAGGAGUGAGGGGAAUGAUUGCUGUUGGUUUGGUUCCUCAGUUGUACAAGCUGGACCAUCAGCCGGGCUGGCUCCCACAUUCUGUGGCUUUUCAUGCUGAUGAUGGCAAGCUGUAUAAUGGCAACACUGUAGGACAGCAGUUUGGUCCAAAAUGCUGCAGAGGUGACAGAAUCGGCUGUGGAAUAUCCCUGGACUCUGAUGAUGGACAGUUAACAGUGUUUUUUACCAAGAAUGGCAAGGAAGUUGGCAGUGUGGAAAUCCCAGCAUCUCCUGAUGCUCUCUACCCUGCUGUGGGAAUGCACUCUCUGGGGGAAGAAGUGCUGCUGGACCUGAACGCUGAAUGGGGGAUGGAGGAGGAUGAUGGACAGAUGAUAGUGGAUAGUCAUGAAGAGGACUGGAGCCGUCUCCAUGACGUCAAGGUGACCGGAAUGCUCCUGGAGUACGUGGGUAAAGGGAAGAGCAUCGUGGACGUGGGCUUGGCUCAGGCCCGACGGCCUCUCAACACACGCUUCCACUACUAUGAACUGGAGAUCACAGAUGCUGGAGAGAAGUGUUACAUAGCCCUGGGGCUGGCACGCAGGGACUAUCCCAAAAACAGACAUCCAGGUUGGAGCAGAGGGUCCAUAGCCUAUCAUGCAGAUGAUGGAAAAUUGUUCCAGGGCAGCGGGGUCGGGGACCCCUUUGGACCACGCUGCUUUGAAGGGGACAUUAUGGGCUGUGGGAUCAUGUUUCCACGCGACUACAGCCUUGAUGGUGGAGAUGACGUGGAUGACUGGGACUUCGAUGUGCUUCCCAAGCCCAGUGAGGUUCAGAAUGACUUGUAUGCAAGCAAUGAAGAUGAGGAGGAUGAGGGAGAAGAUUUAGAUGGGAGAAAGGUCAUGGUGUUCUUCACCAGAAAUGGAAAGGUGGUGGGCCGGAGGGAAGUGGCCUUACCUGUAGGAGGCUUGUACCCCACGAUUGGCAUGAUGAGCACUGGGGAGAAGGUCAGAGUAGACCUGCGCCCCCUCAGUGGCUGAGCAGAGUGGAGGAAAUGAAAACCGAGGGGUGAAAUCAGAGCAAGGGCGAAUGAUUGAGCUCUGGUACAUUUUGGAGAUCGGACAAUAAAUAAUACCUCCAAGAUGUUACUUGAAAAGUCAACUCCAGUGUAGGGGGUGACUGUGGCUCCCUCAUUCUGUAAGAAUGAUCAAAAUAAUGCACGUUAAUAUUACAUGCGUGCCUCAAAGACGUGCUUCAUAAUGAAAUGGUUUUACAGGAAAUUGUUAAACCAGGGGUUUGUUAGGGUAAAACACUAUUUUUGACAAUUUCAUCACACAAAGUAAAGUUAAUAAAAUAACAUAGAAUGCCAAAAAAGGGGGUCUCACCAGAAUGAUGAAUAUAAAAAUCCAAUCAGAGCCCAGCUAACAAGUGGACCCUCUUAUCAGCAAUAAAAAAUGUCAGCAGAUAUGUAGCGCCUCUCUCACAGCCUGCAGCCAUACUGUGCUCAUUACCGGAGGUCUGCUGUACUUCUUUCUAUUGGUGGUGUGUUACUGACACUCAGUGGUGAGAGUCUGAAAAAAUUAUGUUCAGAAAGUCUUCCAAAAAAAAGUAGUGCACUGAAAGAACAGUGAGUUUACUUUGUGAGGCAAAGUCAUUAAAACUAGCUGCUUUAUGGCUGUGGUUCUGUACGAGUGUGGGUGCUUGUUCUGACAUGGAGUCAUUACGGCAUAUUUUCUGCCAACCGUGCAAACCGCAUGGGCAUUAGGACUUAGGAACAAUUUGUUGAAAUGAAAUGAAAUCCAAACCAUCAUUUAAUUGUUAUAUUGGAUUAAGCACUUUUAAAAGCAAAAAUUCCAAAUCAUGUUUUUAUAUCAUGACUAACUGUUGUCCUUUUUUAAUCAGGUAUGAUUUUAACCUAAUUGUAGUUGAUGUACUGUUCUUAAAUACAGUCAUCUUUGGGAUAAGCAUUUGUGACAGUGAAACCAAAAUAAUGUCAGAGGAAGAACACCAAACAGAUUUAGACCAACAUUUACUGAGGUGACAGUAUGAGUGUGUUGAAAUAUAAAUAUCAGUUGAUAUUGCUUUGAAUGUGUUUUUCCAGUAUACAGAUAAUUGGUGUCCAUGUGUACCUACACACACAUACUUUGAGCAUGUAUCUUACAGUUUGCCUUACACACACACAAACUGUCAAACAAAACAAAAAUUACUGAUCUCUGUAUUUAAGUUAGCGAAAGUAACUUGCAAGCCAAACUCAAUAGAGCCUUUAAAUAAAUUGAACUUCACAGAAGAAAAGACACAUUUGAAGUCAUAAUAUUGAAUGUAUUUUCUGUGGAUCAUGAGGUAUUUUGGAUGAAAUAGCAAAUGUCGGAAAAAGGGAAACCCGUGAAGAGCAAUUCUCUUGAAUAUUAAACCCUGUCAUGACAAGAAUAAUUGAGGUCUAAACAUGGUAUAGUGGUAAAUUUGUUAUAAGUGCAACAUUUUAAUAUUUUACUAAAGAUCUGAAUGUUGAAAAAGAAGCCAUACUGUAACUAAUAUUUGCUGCUCUCAGGUAUAUUUGAAAAUCCAAAUUAAAUACCUUGUCUUUUCUAUAGUUAUAUUUUGUGAGUUUGGUGUAUGUUGAAAUCAACCAUUGAUUGCCACAGACCUGUAUUGCAUUGCAUUGCAUUUUUUUAAAUGUUUUUUGUUUGUGACCAAACUCAGUUAUUGUUUUCCUAAUGAAUCUAUCUUUUUGAAAUUGAAAACUGUUAAAGUAGAAGACUUUGACUGUUUCCCCCCUGACUCUUUACAAUGGUAAAGUUAUAGUUAAAUAGUAAAAGGUUUUCUUUUUACACUCAACACCUACCUUUUACCAAAUAAAGGCGCUGCUUCUGGUAUAUUUUAUACUACACUUACAACAGGUUUCUCUGCAGAUGUCUGUGCUACAAGUUGUGAGAUAUUCAUAAAAAUAUAACAAUUAAUUGCUGACAACAACUGCAACUUUUAGAGGGUUUUAACUUUUGCCUGCAAUACUGUUUAUUAUUGUUUUAUUUUUAUUUUUUGUAAAUCUGACAUAAACAGAUAUAAGAACUUCAUUGAUGUUGUAAGUAGGCUUUACAACCAGAGUGCUUUUAAACAUUUGACCUGAUGAGCAAAGUGCCUGUGUAAAUAGGUCCAGUCUGGACCCUGAUGCACCAGGUAAUGGGAUUCAGGUGUGUGUGUGUGUUGGAAAUGUUCAACUGGACAUUGGUUUAUACUGACUCUCAAGUUUGUGGAACCACAUUCACACUGAAAACCUCCUUCUACACCUGAUCCCAAAGGUGUCACACAUCUGUAGACUCUGCAGGUCACUGAAAAGAUCUAAGAACCUUGUUGGAUCCAUGUUGGACUCCGUACUCUGCUGGGAUAUUCAUUUGAAUAAGGAUUAAUUGCAUCCAUGAAGUGUCUCCCUGGUCUCUAUUUCAAAGACUCUGGUGUUCAUGUGAUACUCAACUGCUGCUAAUUGUGUGCCGAGGAAACACUGUGCACAUCAUCAUAUCAGCCUGUACUGUAGAGCGGGUGUACUCACAUUUGGUUUUUCACUUUUCACUAUCAUCAUCUAGUUUUCGUGAUUCAUCAAAUUACUUCACAGGAGCUGAUAAAGGUCAUCUGCUGCUGUUAGACAUCUGCCACACGCUGUUAAUAUUCAUAUACUUUAUCUUUUGUGUAAUUAAUCAUUAAUGAAGUUGAAUCAGGGCAUCUUUCUCUCAAUCCAGCCCUUGUGUACAUCCUGUCAUGUAUGUUUUUGUUUCACCUUGACUUUUCUUUUGUCUCUUUCCACUUAAAGCAAUCGGAUAAACAUGCCAAAAAUAAUAAAUAAUAUAAAAAAAUA